AGUCGGUUUCGGGCGAGCAUGGCAAGUGCACGCGUGACCGUCGCUUCUUUGGCGGUGCCGCGCUCGUGCCGGGGCAGCCGCGGCCGCCUCGACGAGCCGUCGCCGGGGAGUCGAGCUCGGGCUCCGCGGCAGCACCGCGGGACGAUGAGACUGAGGCCGCUGCUCCUGCUGGCCGGGCUGCUGGCGCUGCUCGGGGAGGCGCGCGCCGAGCUCUUCACCAACAGCUUCCUCGUCAAGAUGAGGCAGCCCGCGGCCAGGCAGGUCGCCGACAGGAUCGCCAGCAGGAACGGCUUCGUCAACCUCGGCCCGGUUCUGGGCAGUCAGACGGAGUACCACUUUGUGCACAGGACUCUGCCGCACGCGAGGAGCAAGCGCUCCGUCGCCCAGACGCGAAGACUGAAGGUGGAUCCCCUGGUGCACACGGCGGUGCAGCAGCCGGGCUUCAAGCGAGUGAAGCGCGGCUACAAGCCGCUCAGCGUGGAGAAGCUCGUGCCGCUGAUGAAGAGCGAGAUGAAGAACCCGGCAUCGAAGCCCGCCUCGCGCGAUCCCACGGAUCCGUACUUCCAGUAUCAGUGGUACCUCAAGAACACCGGCCAGAACGCCGGCAAGCCCAAGCUCGAUCUGAACGUCGAGGCUGCCUGGGCGCAGGGCUUCACCGGCAAGAACGUCACCACCGCCAUCAUGGACGACGGAGUUGACUACAUGCAUCCCGACCUCAAGUACAAUUACAACGCGAAAGCUUCGUACGACUUCAGCAGUAACGACCCGUACCCGUACCCGAGGUACACGGACGACUGGUUCAACAGCCACGGAACGAGGUGCGCCGGCGAGGUGGCGGCGGCCCGCGACAACGGCGUCUGCGGCGUCGGCGUCGCCUACGACUCGAAGGUCGCGGGCAUCCGCAUGCUGGACCAGCCCUACAUGACCGACCUCAUCGAGGCCAACAGCAUGGGCCACGAGCCGGACCUCAUCGACAUCUACAGUGCCUCCUGGGGCCCGACCGACGACGGCAAGACCGUCGACGGCCCGAGGAACGCGACGAUGCGAGCCAUCGUCCGGGGAGUGAACGAGGGCCGCAAGGGCCUCGGCAACAUCUACGUCUGGGCCUCGGGCGACGGGGGCGAGGACGACGACUGCAACUGCGACGGCUACGCCGCGAGCAUGUGGACCGUCAGCAUCAACAGCGCGAUCAACGACGGCCAGAACGCCCACUACGACGAGAGCUGCUCGAGCACUCUGGCCUCGACUUUCAGUAACGGCGCCAAGGAUCCCAACACCGGAGUGGCGACGACGGACCUCUACGGGCAGUGCACGACGACGCACAGCGGAACAUCGGCCGCCGCGCCGGAAGCUGCCGGCGUGUUUGCUCUGGCUCUGGAGGCCAACCCGCAGCUGACCUGGCGGGACAUCCAGCACCUGACGGUGCUCACCUCCAAGAGGAACUCGCUCUUCGACGCCAAGGGCAGGUUUCACUGGACCAUGAACGGCGUCGGCCUCGAGUUUAACCACCUCUUCGGCUACGGAGUCCUGGACGCCGGGGCCAUGGUCGCCUUGGCCAGCAAGUGGAAGACCGUGCCGCCGAGAUAUCACUGCAUGGCCGGCACCGUUCAGCAAGUGCAGGAAGUGCCGAGCCAUCGGUCCAUCCUCCUGAAGAUUGAGACGGACGCCUGCGCCGGGACGGACUUGGCCGUGAAUUAUCUGGAGCACGUGCAGGCCGUUAUUUCGGUGAACGCCACGCGCAGAGGAGAUCUGGAACUUUUCCUAACGUCGCCGAUGGGCACGAGGUCGAUGAUUCUCAGCAGAAGGGCGAACGACGACGAUCGUCGGGACGGUUUCACCAAGUGGCCAUUCAUGACCACCCACACCUGGGGAGAGUAUCCGCAAGGAACCUGGCUUCUGGAGGUGAGCUUCAACUCUCAGGCGCCGCAGCACGGCUGGAUCCGUGAGUUCACGCUGAUGCUCCACGGGACGCGGGAGCCGCCCUACACCGGGCUCCCAGCCGCGGAUCCGCACUCGAAGCUGGCGAUCGUGAAGAAGGCGCACGAGGAGCGCAGCACGGCCAUGUAAUCUGGCCUCCAGUUUCCCACCUUCCUCCCCCCCCCAACCCCCCCCCUCUCUCUCUCUCUCCCUAUCUAUCUCUCUUGGAACACGUCCGACACUACUAUAUAUGCCGGCCGAGCGGAACAGCUGUUCCACCCUCCUCUCGCUCUUCAACUCUCCCCCCUCUUGAGACCUCGUGCAGCUUAUUAUUGCGCAAUGAGGAGCAGCUCGGCUCUUUUAUUCGCCGCGCUUGUAUCGAUCGCGUCCAAGUCAACCGGAGGCUGACCUCUCGCCCGCCCGCCCGCGCGCGCGCGCGCCUCCAAAAUUAACUUUGCUUCUUCUUCUACGCCAUCUGGCUUGACACAACUUUCGAAGCUACCGCUGCACUUCUGACAAUACGCAUAUUCCGACGACGAGAUGCUUUUCAAUGUGUUUGCGUUGCCCGCUGCGAGCUCGGCGUUCUCGUUUCGCUCGUGUUUCGCUGCUUUUGAACCUUUGCACGGCGUGAUAAAAUAAGCAACUCGCCGAAUAAGAUCAAUAGAUCCGCGGCCGACUUCACGCCGGUUGACUUUCGCUCCACUGAUUCCCCCCCCCCCUGCCUCUCUCUCUCAAUGUACACGACUGCUGCUCGAUUUUAUAAUGAAUUUACGUUCGGAAAGAGCGCCCAACUUCCCGCACAUCCACCCACACACGAGUACGACGCAGCAUUAGUUUUGCUCGCCGGUUGUCGCGCCUGAGAGAUGGUCACAACAAUUGCGGCUGUGCACACUGUAAUGCCCAUAUCUCAAAAAAAAGCUUGCGUAUCGUGUGUGCAUUAUGUUCGAAGACGAGCUCUGCUCGUGAAUAUUGCUUUCCGAUUAUUACCCGAGCUGUCUAUUGAUUUAUUGAUUCCUUGUACGCGCGGUUUACCGUCCGAGAGAGGCCGCUGAUCGUCUAGACAUCUAUGGUAUCGGCAGUAAAGGCGUACAAGUGUCUGAAUUUCCGACUGAGUUUAGUCUGCGAUUAUUGGCAGCGCUCCUAGCAACAGUUUUCCUUUGAUCGUAUCUAAUCUUUUUCCAAUCUACUUAUAUGAACUGUUAAAGGACUAUACGUAACACAAUAUGCAUACAUAUAUAAAAUACGGCUCUUGUUUCCGGGAUGAUUAUGUCGAUUCAAUGAUUUGCGAUUUUCAUUUGAGCUACAGGGGCCUACAUCACAAAGUAUAAAAUCAAUGAAAGUUAUAGAGGAAUAGCAUACCAAAUUCAAACGUUCCUGCACUUGGAAGCUUUACUCUAUUGCACGCGUAGAAAAUGAUAAUAUCCAACCGAGCACAACUUAUGCACGCAUGCCACGCAAAAAUAAGAGGAAUUUUGGGAUCAAUUUUUGAGAAACGGGAGAACUAUAUCGAGAAUACAUUAGUGAACUCUUACUGAUAGCGAAGAAAAAAGUAACGUGACGCGCAUAGUGUAGUCGAAGAAGCCACUGUCUUUAAUUCCUUAGUUGUACUUUUGAGUCGAGUGCGUCGAGCAUCAUACACGAGGAAACACCUUGGCAAACAAAGAUAUACGAUAUAUCAGUAUUAGAGAAUUCAUCAACAAGCCUAUAUUAACAGCAUUCUGUUAGUUUAUCCGCAUCAGAGUUUUAUAAAGAGACGUUAUAUACUUGAAAACGAAAUAGUCAUCCGCGCGCUCGCGCGUGACGAUUUUUAUUAUUACUUUUAUUAUUACUCUAUCUAUCUAUCUAUCUAUCUAUCUCAAUACAUACUGUAAGUUUUUUCUAGAGUUUUCCAUCCAAAUGAAACUAGUCAUCAGUUUUUAAUUUUUAUAUAGUUUAUAAGAAUUUAUCGAAAAUGUCGUUGAUGUUAAAAUCGCAGUGAUUACUUUGCAGUGUCGCGCGAAAUCAGAAAAUACAUAUAAUUACAAUGUAUCUACUCUUAAUACACAGGAGAUUUAAUAGAUUUAUUAAAAGCCAGUCAAUGUUAUGCAAAAAUAUUAAGUUACCGUGACUGCAUAUCUCUCUCUCUCUCUCUCUCUCUCUCUCUCUCUCUCUCUCUCUCUGUCUUGAAAAGAAGAAUUUGUAUAUGAAAGGUGAAAUAACUAACUGAGUUAUUGAAAAGUAUAAAGACUUGAGUAUUUGCGACAAAGCUGCUCGACGAGUACUUUUCGAACGUAAUAUGUAUGUUACGCUGAAGAGAGAAUAAAUAAAAGUAUAAAAAGAACUACCAAAUAUUUAUCAAAGAAGUAUAUUGUAAAAUUUUUCCGUCGAAAUAUUCUUGUUGUAUGAAUUUGAUAUGAAUUCUAACCCUUAUCUGUUUAAGAGUCAAAUAAAUUGCGAGAAUCAGUUGAACAUUAGUUGAUUAGUUGUGCGCUAAACAUAUAGCGAGACAUAUUUUUGUGUGUGCUUAGAAAGGAUUCAGUACUGUAACGGAUAAAUUAUUAGAAUUACAUAUGGGUACGUCGAAGACGCGACGAAUAAAUUUAUCGAUUCAUUUGUAGGUAUAGCCUAGAAAUUCAUAUGUAUUUAUAUUAUAUGAUUAUUAUUGGUGCAUACCUGCACGGAAAUUUCGAUGUAGAAAAAAGCCGAGGAUAUAAGGAGAGAAUUUAUCAGUGAUAUCUGCAUGCGAGAAAUGAACUUAAUCAACCUUAUUCUGUACAAUGUACGUGGGUGAAUAAAUCUUUAUUUUUUGUCCUGCAUCGUUUUA
Molecule: messenger RNA, 4720 nt
Organism: Nasonia vitripennis (jewel wasp)
Lineage: Eukaryota; Metazoa; Arthropoda; Insecta; Hymenoptera; Pteromalidae
Gene: amon
Product: neuroendocrine convertase 2
Exons: 12
Coding region: 19-2067 (682 amino acids)
Biological process (GO): protein processing
Cellular component (GO): Golgi membrane; trans-Golgi network
Molecular function (GO): serine-type endopeptidase activity
Source: RefSeq, a predicted model, not a curated record